AAUAAUUAAUCGUUGAAUUCCUGUUUUGAGGAUUAUUUUUCCUCUGCGCACGUUCCUCCCUCUCCGAUCGCUUGAUUUCUCCUCUUCUCUAUUUCUUCUGGUCCGCGGCAGAUAGGCAGCCAGCGGAGGGGCAACGGCAGGCCAAGAUGAGCUUUAGAGGUGAGGAGAGCGGCAGCGAAGAUGGGCGGGGCAGCGACCUCAAGAAGCCGUUCCUCCACACCGGGAGCUGGUACCGGAUGGCCGGCACGAUGGGGUCGCGGCAGUCUAGCAUGAUGAAUUCCUCCACUUACGCCAUUCGCGACUCCGCCAUCUCCGUCGUCCUCUGCACCUUAAUCGUUGCCCUCGGUCCCAUACAGUUCGGCUUCACUGGGGGCUACUCCUCACCCACCCAGGACGGCAUCAUCGCUGACCUCAACCUCUCCCUUUCCGAGUUCUCGAUCUUUGGUUCCCUGUCCAACGUUGGAGCCAUGGUGGGCGCGAUCGCAAGUGGGCAGAUCGCCGAGUACAUUGGGCGCAAAGGGUCGCUGAUGAUCGCUUCAAUCCCUAACAUAAUUGGCUGGCUGGCAAUUUCCUUUGCAAGAGACUCUUCGUUCCUAUAUAUGGGUCGGCUACUGGCAGGAUUCGGCGUCGGUGUGAUCUCAUAUACAGUGCCUGUCUAUAUAGCAGAGAUAUCACCUCAAAACUUAAGAGGAGCGCUCGGCUCUGUGAAUCAGCUUUCUGUGACUAUUGGCAUUUUGAUGGCUUAUCUAUUGGGUAUGUUUAUCCGUUGGAGGAUGCUUGCAGUGAUAGGAAUCUUGCCUUGUACAGUCCUCAUUCCUGCUCUGUUCUUCAUUCCGGAGUCUCCAAGAUGGCUGGCAAAAAUGGGGAUGACAGAAGAUUUUGAAGCUUCACUACAAGUUUUGAGAGGUUUUGAUACAGAUAUUUCUGCUGAAGUAAAUGAAAUCAAGAGGUCUGUGGCAUCAUCGACCAGAAGGACAGCAAUCAGAUUUACACAACUAAAACAAAAAAGAUACUCACUUCCUCUUAUGAUAGGUAUUGGUCUACUGGUACUGCAGCAGUUAACUGGAAUCAAUGGCAUCCUAUUUUAUGCCAGCAACAUUUUCAAAUCAGCUGGACUUACAAAUGGUGAUUUGCCAACAUUUGGUCUUGGAGUUAUACAGGUUCUUGCUACUGGAGUUACUACUUGGUUACUCGAUAGAGCUGGUCGAAGAAUUCUUCUCAUAGUCUCUUCUGUUGUUAUGUCUCUCAGUCUUCUUUUAGUCUCAGUUGCAUUUUUUCUGGAGGGUACUUUUUCUGCAGACUCUAAUUCUUUCCACAUAAUGAGCAUUCUCUCAUUGGUUGGACUGGUGGGUUAUGUGAUUGGCUUCUCUCUUGGAAUGGGAGCUAUUCCAUGGAUCAUUAUGUCUGAGAUUCUUCCCGUCAACAUUAAGAGUCUUGCAGGUAGUGUGGCAACAUUGGCUAACUGGUUGACAUCUUUUGUAGUAACAAUGAGUGCCAACUUACUUUUGAACUGGAGCACUGGAGGGACCUUUGCCAUCUACACUGUUGUGAGUGCUUUGACUCUGGUGUUUGUGAUCAUAUGGGUGCCUGAGACCAAGGGAAGAACUCUUGAAGAAAUACAGUGGUCCUUCAGAUGAGAUCUCUGAUACUAUGAUUGAUAUUGUCGCAUUUGUCUGUGUCGAAUAACAUCUCUUUCAUUCAUAUUGCUUCAAAAUAUCCUGAAGAAUUUCCUCCCCGAGCAAGAUCCAAAUCGUGACAUUUAAAUUGAAGAGUAGCAAUAAGCGACUUGAACACCUGUUCCACAGUAAAAAUAGGUACACAUAUUUAAUAAGCUAUUGGUUGUUCGUGUCUUUAUGUUGGAGUUUUCAUCCGAAAUGUAAACUAGAAAGAAGCGGAAUGUGGUUUGUUAAAUUUGAUGACAAUGAAUUUGUUCAUUCCUUGAGAGUGCAGGGAAUUUUUUAUUCAAUAGUA
Zingiber officinale is the source of this 1971-nucleotide messenger RNA. Its product is annotated as sugar transporter ERD6-like 4. NCBI's taxonomy places the organism in Eukaryota, Viridiplantae, Streptophyta, Magnoliopsida, Zingiberales, Zingiberaceae. Gene Ontology annotation, biological process: transmembrane transport; carbohydrate transport. Gene Ontology annotation, cellular component: membrane. The transcript is spliced from 17 exons. Gene Ontology annotation, molecular function: sugar transmembrane transporter activity. Bases 147 to 1637 code for a protein of 496 amino acids. The record is from RefSeq and is a predicted model, not a curated record.